Molecule: messenger RNA, 354 nt
Organism: Vicia faba (fava bean)
Lineage: Eukaryota; Viridiplantae; Streptophyta; Magnoliopsida; Fabales; Fabaceae
Source: the annotation of a GenBank genome assembly
AUGGAAUCUGUUCUAAGCCAAGUUGGUGUAGUAUUUUGCCAAAAGCCACGUUUUGGUGAGACCAAAAAUGGAUUCUUAGGCACCAAUUUCAACAACACUUGUUCCUUUGGUAGGAGAGUUAGGAGUGUGGUGGUGGUGAAAGCGGAAGCUGGUGGUGUGAGUAGUAUAAAUCCAGAUGUGAGGAAGAAUGAAGAAAAAGUUGUUGAUUCUGUUGUGCUUAAUGAAGUCUCUAAGCCUGUUACCGCUUAUUGCAGAUGUUGGAGAUCAGGAACUUUUCCUCUAUGUGAUGGAAGCCAUGUAAAGCACAACAAAGCAACUGGAGAUAAUGUUGGGCCUCUUCUUCUGAAAAAAUAA